Molecule: messenger RNA, 2812 nt
Organism: Schistosoma rodhaini
Lineage: Eukaryota; Metazoa; Platyhelminthes; Trematoda; Strigeidida; Schistosomatidae
Source: the annotation of a GenBank genome assembly
UUCGGUCAAGGUGAUUCAUAAGCAAAAAGUAUUUUUGUCUAUAUCUAUUUGAUAAUAAGUUGGAAAAAUUCAAUUCAUAUUGUUAUUAUUUUAUCAUCUUAUCAUUUCAUUUAUAAUAAUUUUGAUUAGUCUGCUUUAAAAAAUAUCAUACCAUGUGUUAAUGGUUACCAUAUACUUCUUUAUAGUCUAUGUUUUUCUAAUCACUUUGAUCAUUCAUUUAUGAUUUUUGUUUAUUUGAACUAAAUAUCAACUAUAUUCCGUAAAUGCCACUCAUGGGAAACAUAUAUCACUAGCAAACAAAGAGGCGUCUCACGCCUUUUUAUUCAUUUCAUAGAAAUGUAUCAUUGGAAAGUUCUAAACCUUAUUUCACUAAUAGUCUUAGACAAUAAAUACUACUUAAAUGUUUUUUCAUACAAGGUUAAUCAUUUCUUUUUACAUUUCGAUAAAAUAAAUAAUUUGUCAAACAAUAUUUCCUUUUAUUUUUUCGUUCAAAUUCAUAUACACUACUUAAAUAAGUUACUAAUAAGAAAUUCAUCAUCAUUUAUUAAUGAAUACAAACACUCCAGACACUUCACUGUAUUCUGUUCUUUUUAUGAAUACUAUGCACACUAUAUAUAGAAUGCUUGACCUUUCUUUUUCAAUACCGACUGAUAAGAAUUAUAUAGAUUGACUAAUAUAUAACCAAGGACAAUUUUGGGAAGUAUAAUCUUAGGACCAUUACUAAAGACUUUGAAAUUUUUGAAGUAUAUCAUUUGUGUAUUUGUGUAUGUAUGUACAACACCCACACUUAUAAAGAAAUUUCUACAUCCCACACAUAUGAACAAAGAGUUUAAAGAAUAUUAUUAUUAUUAUUAUCCAGAUGAGGAAUUUUUCAGAAAUAUAAAAAAUUUGUGUGGUAACUAUAACCAAUCACAAUUUGUUUAGCCAAAUAUUCCCUGGGCUAAUGUAUUGGGAAUUAGAAUUUUGUCAUCUCGGAAGCAUAAUAAUAUUUUUUUUAAAACACUUUAUAAAUAUCUUCAGUGUUUAUCCCAAAUGAAUCAUUUGUCAGAUAAAUAGACCCAUUACUUUCACCACAAAGGUCAUUUUGAUUACGUGGGGUUAUCUCAGCGUAUUCAGGAUAUUUAAAUACGUUUCGUUCGAAACUACAUGAAAACGUGGUUUUGAAACUGAAUACAAGGCAUACAAACAUAUAUAUUUACUAAUAAUCAGCAUCAUUUUCUUAUUUAGAAGUGAUUAUACUGAUCACCUUUUUAUUAUAUAUUAUAACUUUCAUGCGUAAUUAAAUAAACUUACUUAUUCAUUAUCAAUAAUGUUGGGUUAUGUAACAAUUGAAGUACAAGGAGAGAAUAUGGAAGGUGCAGCACGUCAUGCUCAAAGGUUAGCUGGGAAUUUUCUUGAAGAUAUGGAAGCAAUACAAAAAGCUUCUCGUGAAAGAGAUAGACGGGCAAUGAGUCAUUUUGAAACUAACUCUGUGGAGAACAGUAUGCCACGUGUAAUUCAUACAUCAUAUAGUCGUAAUUUUCCACUGCAUACCAGUCGUUUGGGUUCAGUACCACCGUCAGCAGUUGGAACGUAUCGUUCAACAAUAACUAGUACAGAUUAUGGAUUGCCACCUGUUGUACAUCGAAAUUACAGAACAAAUCGGUAUAUUUAUGAAACACCAUAUCAUACAACUACAUAUAGUAAUAUUGAACCUAUAAGAACUACUUAUACAAGUGUUGGACCAAGACGAUACACAUAUUAUUAUCCAUCAAUUGUCACUACAAGACCAUUGUCGAGUUCAGGUUCUUAUAGUAACUUGUCUAGUGAUAUGCAAGCUGAACGUAGACGAAUUGAACGUCGUAUGGACGAUUUGCUGGAAUACAAAUUGCCCUCACCUGAAUACUACAGGGAAAUGAGGGGAUCCCUACGUGCAUUGAAUGACAAACUAGAUGUUCAUCGGAAAAUGCUUGAUCGUUACUCCGGAAUUGAUAUGAACGCUACAACUGCAUCAGUACAAGAUCGAAUUGAAUCAAAAUAUCAACAACUUGCAAGCAGAAUGGGCCGUCGAACCACGGCUAUGGGAAGGGAUUAGUAUAUCCUGAAGGUAGUCAGAUUUCUGAACUAAGGGGAAGAAUCAAACGUCUUUUGUGUCGUUCCCGACGUGAUCCUCAUUAUUAUCGUUAUCUACCAACGGGAGUCGUAUAAAUACUUCAAUGAAACUACAAUGAAUCCAUAUACUUGAUAUUUGAAGUGAUUAUCAUUAUUAUUAAACUUAUAUUAUACCGCAUGCUUAUUCAAAUUGAUAAUCCCUUGAUUCUGUUCUUCAUGUUUUUAUUAAUCUCUCUGUUGAACUCUUACUUUGCCUUUUCUAAUUGAUAUUAUUCUUGUUACGAUAUUUCUUAGUUAAUAAUUGAAUGAAGAAUAACAGUUUCAGCUUUUUAUGCAACGCACAUGUUUGUUCCUAAGCAUAUAUAUAUAUAUAUAUAUCACUACAUAAUUCUUCAAAUUAUUGAGUAAAGAAAGCUAUUUAAGUAAAUGCCAAUUACAUUUUCGUUUUCAUAAUAAUUAAGAACCAAGCGAAACAGCUUUAUUUCGUAAAUAAAAAAGGACCGUAAUGAAAAAAAGAGAACUUGAAAUAUAUAAAUUAUGGCCUACAGUAGCUUUUAUUUAAUUCUUAUAUUGUUAUUAUCAUUUCUAUUCUUGUUCUUAUGUUUCCCAAUUAAUGAUUACAUAAUAAAUAUAAUCCAUUCUAAUAAAGCUGUGUUACCAUUUUAUUUCGUUAUGCUAAUCACUUGAAGAAACAAAAAAUAAAUUAAUUAGAAUAUCAUUU